This is a messenger RNA of Plasmopara halstedii, 1269 nucleotides long. Its product is annotated as geranylgeranyl diphosphate synthase. Gene Ontology annotation, cellular component: transferase complex. Lineage: Eukaryota; Oomycota; Peronosporomycetes; Peronosporales; Peronosporaceae. The record is from RefSeq and is a predicted model, not a curated record. Gene Ontology annotation, biological process: isoprenoid biosynthetic process; ubiquinone biosynthetic process. The transcript has 6 exons. The coding region runs from base 1 to 1269 and encodes 422 amino acids. Gene Ontology annotation, molecular function: prenyltransferase activity.
AUGAAGCACUUCCUCUCGCUGCGCAGCUCCCGCCACAUGAGCAGUAUACGUGAGAAGACUGUACGAAUCAUGGCUGACAAGAUUCGCACAAGCCUGGAAACAAACCAAAACCUGUGGCUUAGCGCUUCCGUUGUGGAUGAGCCCACGGUGUCCAUCUUACAGCCAGCUCCGGGCUAUGCGCUCACAGGUAGUCUCGACGUGAACAAACCCAUGGGCGACGUGGAAGUUCCGCUAGCCUAUCUGCAUACGGAUCCAAGCAAGCUAAACGACCCAUUUCAACUUGUGGCGCAAGACAUUGUAAAUGUUAAUGAUAGUAUCAAACGCAUCCUUGGAUCAGACCAUCCUGUAUUGGCUGCCGUAGCGCGCUACUUUUUCGAGCACGAUGGCGGAAAGAAAGUGCGACCAACAAUGGUGCUACUUGUGUCACGUGCUGCCGAGGCCCAUCGUCGCAUCACGAGCACUCCGCUGCCUGAAAUGCAGUCCAAAGAGUACACUCUCGCUGCACAGCAGCGACUUGCCGAGAUCACUGAAAUGAUCCAUACGGCCAGCUUGAUGCAUGACGAUGUGAUAGAUGACGCCGAAACACGCCGCGGUCAACCUUCUGUGAAUAAAGUGUUUGGAGGCAAAAUGGCUGUACUGGCUGGCGACUUUUUGCUGGCACGUUCUUCCGUGUCACUAGCUCGUUUGCGCAAUUUACAGGCUGUUGAGCUGAUGUCAACUUCGAUUGAACACCUGGUCAAAGGCGAAGUCAUGCAAAUGAAAAAUGCAGACACACGCGAUGACAUAACUCCGUUUGAAUACUAUCUGCGUAAAAACUAUUACAAAACGGGUUCGCUCAUGUCCAAUAGCUGCAAGGCCGCGCUGGUGCUGGGUAAACAUGACGAGCAUAUUUGCGAUCUGGGCUUUGCAUAUGGUCGCCAUAUUGGUCUGGCCUUUCAGUUAAUUGAUGAUGUUCUGGAUUAUGAAGGCGUGAAUACUGGUAAACCAUUAUUGGCCGAUCUUAAAUCAGGUCUAUCUACAGCUCCACUUCUACUCGCACAAGAAGAAUUCCCUGUGCUGCGUGAGCUCGCGAAGCGAAAAUUUGCAUGGGAGGGCGAUGUUAAAUUGGCAAGUGAGCUGGUAGAGAAAAGUACAGGUAUCGCACGGUCCAGAGCUAUGGCCAUUGGUCAGGCAGAAUUGGCAGCCCAAGCGGCCAUGCAGUUUGCUCCUUCACCUGAGCGAGAUGCGAUGGUGCGGUUGGCUCAGAAAGUCGUGUAUCGAUCCAAAUAG